AUGAUCAAGUUGGUGUUUUUGCUUGCUACUCUGGGUUGUGUUUUUGCUGACUCCAUCGAUCUGGAUAGGAGGAUCGUCGGUGGCGAGGAAGCCGACGAAGGUGCAUUCCCCUACCUGGUUUCUUUGAGGUAUAAGGGUCUGCAUGCUUGUACUGGUUCCAUUCUCAACGAGAACUGGAUAUUGACGGCUGCCCACUGCGUUAAAAAUGCUAAUAUUUCGGCCAUGCUCAUCGUCGCCGGAUCCAACAAAUUGAGUAACGGAGGUGAUAGCUACCAAGUUUCUAAGACUAUAUAUAAUGAGAACUUCACAUCAAUGGUUAGUAACGACGUUGGUGUUAUAAAAUUGAUAACUCCCAUAAAAUUUAAUAAAAAAGUUCAACCCAUUCAAUUGACGAAAGAAAACAUCGAUGGCGGUGAAGAUUGCGUUUUGAGCGGCUGGGGUAUGACAUCUUUUCCAGGAAACAUCAGCGAAAACUUACGCUAUGUCCACUUGAAGACAAUUUCCGUCGAUGAGUGCAGACAACGUCUAUUUCCAAUUCCAAUUAUUGAUAGCGAGGUGUGCACCUUCACAAAGAGAGGAGAAGGUGCUUGUAAAACUGACUCUGGCGGUCCAUUGGUUGCUAACGGCAAACAAAUCGGUAUCGUCUCUUGGUCACCACCAUGUGCUAUUGGCUUCCCAUACGUCUACACCAGAGUAUUUUCGUUCUUGGACUGGAUUAAGGAAAAUAUAGCUAACUAAAAAAACACGACCAUAAUUUAUACUUUCCGGUUGCAAUAAUUUUCGUAACCUGUUGAACGGUAUAACAAUAAAUGUAAUUAAA
Molecule: messenger RNA, 820 nt
Organism: Nicrophorus vespilloides
Lineage: Eukaryota; Metazoa; Arthropoda; Insecta; Coleoptera; Silphidae
Product: chymotrypsin-1-like
Exons: 2
Coding region: 1-738 (245 amino acids)
Biological process (GO): proteolysis
Molecular function (GO): serine-type endopeptidase activity
Source: RefSeq, a predicted model, not a curated record